Molecule: messenger RNA, 263 nt
Organism: Laetiporus sulphureus 93-53
Lineage: Eukaryota; Fungi; Basidiomycota; Agaricomycetes; Polyporales; Laetiporaceae
Exons: 1
Coding region: 34-204 (56 amino acids)
Source: RefSeq, a predicted model, not a curated record
AUCAGCGUGCAGCGGCGUGGAAUUGAGUCGGGCAUGUUCUACGGACGGCGGAAGAAGAGCGUCUCAGCACACUGUACUCGGAACCUCUCGACUCCAGCUAUUACUAUCCGGAGCACUGUGAGUACUUCUCAUGCUCUAUGUGGACAUCAAAGUGAGUGGCACCUUCGCGUCUGCUGCCCGCACCACUACACGCAGCUCAGCUAGGUUCCCAUGCACGACCUGGUAGCAACGGCGCCAUGUCAUACUCCGAUGAUUCUGAAGAC